CUGCGUUAUCGCGAAGAAUAUACGACCGACGAAAAGUUGAUCUAAUUUCUUGGCAAACAAGAGGCUAAUGAUAUCAGCGAAAUUAAUUUUGGUAGAGUGCAGCGUAAAGUUGCCUAUUUAAGGAUUCUCGCCUAUUUGCGGAAUCUUCCGAAUCACAGCAUUUUAUCUACAAUGCCAUAAAUCGGACUGACAUUGCACCGAGUAUCAGCCCAACAUAUAGUAUCGCAUUGCAUGUUAUCAUUGUCAGUGAGUAUGUAGAUUUCGUCAGGUACUUUUCCAAAUUCCUGCGAGGCUGUUUUAUUAGAUAUAUAUACAUGAUCAGACCGUGGACACGUAAGCUGCAUUUUUCCGAAAUCCGAUGUCGUUUUAGUGCCGGAAUAGUGCAUUCAAACAUUAAUUCAAACCGCCGUAUCAGACAAGUAGAAAGGAAAUAAUCGAAAUAUAAUAAAUUUCAUCAACGGGAAUUAACAAAUCCAGGAUGAUCACCAAUGGCACGGAAUCGUUUUUUGCGGGUCACGAGUUGAAGGAACUCACCUUCGGAUGGACCGACUACAUCCUGUUCGGUGGUUUGCUGGGCAUCAGCAUUCUCAUCGGCAUUUACUUUGGCUUCUUCAGCACAAAACAGGACAAUACUACCGAGUAUUUGCUCGGCGGCAAAACCAUGUCCUUUCUUCCGAUUAGCAUGAGCCUCAUAGCCAGUCACAUAUCGGGGGUGUCUUUGCUCGGCGUGCCCUCUGAAGUGUACCAGUACGGGACUCAAUAUGCAGCGUGCAUUUUCACAUCCUUCAUCUGCUGUCUCCUAAUCAUAUUAUUAUAUCUGCCGGUGUUUUACAAGCUACAGCUGAAAAGCACUUUUGAAUAUUUGGAAAUUAGAUUCGCCAGGCCCGUUCGGAUAUUAGCAUCCUUUCUCUUCACCCUUUCGUUGGUGAUUUAUGUGCCGCUGAUAAUCUACGUGCCGGCAUUAGCCUUCUCGCAAGCAACGGGAAUGAAUCUGCAUUAUGUUGCGCCAAUGAUAUGCUUGGUGUGCAUUUUCUACACGACUAUCGGAGGUCUGAAGGCUGUCGUAUGGGCGGAUACGGUUCAGAUGACGGUGACUAUCGGAAGUCUCGUUGCCGUUCUGAUUUUGGGAACUAUCGCCGUGGGCGGCAUCGGCGCGACCUGGAGAAUAGCCGAAGAAGGUGGUAGAAUUGUGUUUUGGAACAUGAACCCUAGCCCUUUCAUUAGAAAUUCGUUUUGGGGUAUGUCAGUGGGAAUGACAAUGACGUGGCUGGCAUCGCUGGGCAUUAACCAAGUUUCUAUACAAAGAUUUCUGGCAGUGCCUACCAUUAAAGAAGCGCAAAAGUCAAUAUGGUUCCUAGCUGUAGGUCUAGUGGUCGUAAAAUUUAUCUCCGUCUUCACCGGUCUCACAAUGUACGCAAGAUAUCAUAAAUGCGAUCCCAUAACUGCACACGUGGUAGCAAGGAGCGACAAGAUAUUGCCGUAUUACGUGUUAGAUGUAGCCGCGGAUGUUCCAGGACUUCCUGGCCUCUUCCUCGCCGGUCUGGUGAGCGCCGGUCUCUCGACGAUGAGCGCCGGACUGAACACAGUCGCCGGCACGAUUUACGAGGAUUUCAUCGAUCGCUGGAUGCCAGAGAGCAACGACAAAGAGACUAAAGCUGCCAACAUUAUGAAGGUCACGGUGGUUAUCUUAGGCAUCCUGUGCGUGGGCAUGGUGUUUGUCGUGGAUCGUCUCGGGGACAUCUUCCAGCUAUCCAUGACUGUCACCGGAAUCACCGCCGGUGCGAUGCUGGGCUUGUUCUCGCUGGGGAUGCUGGUACCUUGGGCGACGACUAAGGGGGCAGUAGCCGGCGGACUGGUGUCGAUGAUGACGAUGAUCUGGAUCAUCGUUGGCGCGCAAUGGCAUAUGGUGAACCGUCGUCUCUACUACGAACCGCUGCCAUCUACGACGGACGGUUGCCUGAACUUGCCUGGUCUGAAUCGUACGAUUGCAACGGCGCAGAAUCUUUCGGUUCAAGUCGAAUCCGCGGACGAGCCUUUCUUCAUGUACAGGAUAUCCUUCAUGUACUACACGUUAUUAGGCGCUCUGAUUGUGAUAGUGAUCGGAACGAUAGUCAGCUUCGUCUGCGGCGCUCCUGACUUGGGCGACGUCAAUCGAGAUCACUUGACACCAUUCGUCACCAGAUUUAUGCCACCAAAAAAAUAUAUGGAGGUGUCGUUGCACACAGUACCGACAACGCUGGUAACCAAUUUAGAGAAAGAAGAACUGAAAUCUUAAAACAUGUAUAUUUUAUCCUCGCAAAUCUCUUCUCUGAUAUUACAUAAGACAUUAUUACAGCAAAAAAAUGUAAACGUGCGCUUGAAUAUUUGAGAAACUGUUUGAUUGGAAAUUGAUCUCUAAUAAUAUUACAUACUUUGCGUAAUCGAAUACAUAAAUAUGUUAAAUAUUCUAUCAUAAUCUAAUUUCUGCUGAACUCAGGCGAAGAUUGUUUUGAGAGAAGGCUAGUCCAAACUUUUAAUAUUGAUCAACAUCGACGCAAAGGUGUUUAUAUAUAUAUUUAAACCGUCCAAGGAAUAAAGAGAAAGAAAAGGAAACAACUUCAAUCAAUAAAUCCUUAAUACCAUGAAUUAUUGGAAGACAGCGAUCGACAGACAAACAGGCGCAUUU
Molecule: messenger RNA, 2665 nt
Organism: Formica exsecta
Lineage: Eukaryota; Metazoa; Arthropoda; Insecta; Hymenoptera; Formicidae
Product: sodium-coupled monocarboxylate transporter 1-like
Exons: 9
Coding region: 479-2275 (598 amino acids)
Biological process (GO): sodium ion transport; transmembrane transport
Cellular component (GO): membrane
Molecular function (GO): symporter activity
Source: RefSeq, a predicted model, not a curated record